AUGGAAAGGGAACCAGCACAGCGUCCCUUGCAGGGAAACAUCAGAGUAAUAAUAGCGGCAAGAUUGAAAAUUUUGACAGACCUCAAAAUGAGUCUUGUAACCUGGCUUACACUAAACCUCAAGUUGGGCAAUGAGCAAGAGUUCAUAUCAGCUGAGGUUCUCUUCAACACCUAUACCAUAGACACAACAUUGGAAAGGAAAAAUGACAUAAACUAUCUCACGUUCUGUCAGAUUCUUCAAAAAGUGUUUAAAGUAGACUCCAAAAGAAAAGUUAUAAACAAACAGAAACAGACUGUAUACAACCUGCAGUGGAAACCCCAAGACAAAUCCAGUAAUGAGAAAGUUUUUGAUCACUUGGCGUUAACAAAUUUGCUACAUAACCUGCAUUGCCAUGUACAUGUCAUGCCAUGCACGUCUGUGAAAGUGAAAAUUCCUACCGGCUGGAUAUGCAAUGGAAAUGAAGUUGAGAAAGUGGUAGUUUUCAGAAGUGAUAUGACAUUCAAUGUGCAUAUAAGAGGACAAGAGAUUGAUCUGGAGUCUAAUUAUAUUGCCGGCACUUACUGUCUAACCUGCGAAGGUAUUAAGGAAGUAUUGGAACAAGUUAAUUGCAUCCAGCUAUGUCAAGAGGAUGUGCUGGACUCUGAAAUGCCUAAUCUUAUGCUUGCAUACAAGGACAGUUUGGGAGAAAAAGGCAGUGAGUUAGAUGGUGCCAUAGAAUUCCUCAAAAACACAUCUAAGUUGAUAAGUGUAUAG
Dreissena polymorpha is the source of this 753-nucleotide messenger RNA. RefSeq lists its product as uncharacterized. Bases 1 to 753 code for a protein of 250 amino acids. The record is from RefSeq and is a predicted model, not a curated record. Lineage: Eukaryota; Metazoa; Mollusca; Bivalvia; Myida; Dreissenidae. The transcript is spliced from 3 exons.